Pyricularia pennisetigena is the source of this 1056-nucleotide messenger RNA. RefSeq lists its product as uncharacterized. Gene Ontology annotation, molecular function: ferrous iron transmembrane transporter activity. Gene Ontology annotation, biological process: iron import into the mitochondrion. Lineage: Eukaryota; Fungi; Ascomycota; Sordariomycetes; Magnaporthales; Pyriculariaceae. The transcript has 7 exons. Gene Ontology annotation, cellular component: mitochondrial membrane. The coding region runs from base 58 to 1056 and encodes 332 amino acids. The record is from RefSeq and is a predicted model, not a curated record.
ACACUGGCGCUCCAAGACUCCAAAAUUUUCGGCGCAGCAUCCGAAGCUGUGGCCAACAUGGCCCAGCCAAAUGCCGAACCUAUCGAGGAAGAAUACGACUAUGAGUCCCUUCCACCCAACUUCUCCCUGGUGCAAAAUAUGGCGGCGGGCGCCUUCGCCGGAAUAGCCGAGCACACUGUCAUGUACCCGAUAGACGCGAUCAAGACAAGAAUGCAAAUCGUGGGCGCCCCAGGCUCAGCUGCCGCCUACAAGGGAAUGGUGGAGGGAACCUAUAAGAUUGCUCUGAGUGAGGGCGUGCGAAGUUUGUGGCGCGGCAUGUCCAGCGUAGUCGUAGGAGCAGGACCGGCGCAUGCGGUAUACUUUGCGACCUACGAGGCUGUCAAGCAUUUUAUGGGAGGAAACAAGGCUGGCGAACACCACCCACUCGCCGCCGGUGAGUGCCCAUCAGAUUCUGUGUGGAAUAUGAAGACGUUGUCUAACAGCAUUUUAGUCACGAGCGGAGCCUGCGCAACUAUCGCAAGCGAUGCGCUCAUGAACCCCUUUGAUGUCAUCAAACAAAGAAUGCAGAUGAAGGGUUCCAACAAGAUUUACCGCUCCAUGCCCGACUGUGCUAGGACAGUUUAUCGGAACGAAGGACUCGCCGCAUUCUACGUCUCCUACCCGACGACCCUCUCCAUGACAGUCCCCUUCACAGCACUCCAAUUCCUGGCCUAUGAAUCGAUAUCGACCUCGAUGAACCCUACCAAGAAGUAUGACCCCCUGACGCACUGUCUUGCUGGUGGUGUGGCCGGUGGUUUCGCGGCCGCGCUCACGACGCCCAUGGACGUCAUCAAGACCAUGCUGCAGACGAGGGGCGCGCAUUCCGACGCUGAGUUGCGCAACGUGAACGGCUUCAAGGCCGGCUGCAAGCUGCUAUACGCUCGUGAAGGGUUCGCGGGCUUCUUCAAGGGUGUGCGCCCACGUGUUGUAACCACCAUGCCGAGCACAGCCAUCUGCUGGAGUGCUUAUGAGGCUUCAAAGGCCUGGUUCGUAAGCCGCAACAACAGCUUGGAAUAG